AUGCAUAUUGCUGUGGACAAUUUAACCAUAAGCGUACCGAAAAUUGAUAAACCGACUAAAGCAGCGCUCGACUAUGUCGAAUUACUUCGGGAAUCAUUUAGUGCCAAGAAACGACAAAAAUUCAGCAAGGCUUCGCUUGCAAUAAGACCAUCAGACUUCCCGGAUCUUUCAAAUCAACAACUAUGCGACAUUCUGGUCCGAGUUGCUUACAAUGGGAGUCACAUUGAUGAAGAUUUUCGGAAACACGUUUUAGAUUUAGUUGAAGAUCAGUCAUUAACCUGGAAUCAAGUUCUACUCAGUGUCAUAAGAACGCAAUCAGAUCAGUUGUAUAUGAAAAGCCAAUUAUGCGAACUGAUAACCGAAAUGAUUCGCUUUGUACAAAUAAAAUCGUUUCACGAUCCAAAACAUGCCGACUCCUUGAUCUCCGUUAUUUUGCCAACCUUUGUAUUUUUAACCAAAUUGAUUCUGGAACUUCUUUCCGACGAAGAUGAAAUGGAGACUAUACAGAUUGAGUAUGAAACUAAAUUUCCGCCAUAUCACAAGCCUCUUCAAGCUUUGAACACUUUGAUUCACGAUAACCUCUGUGGACCUCUUCUAGCUAUGUAUAGGUCUUCUGAAGAGGUUACUCGACAAUUAGUUCUCUGUUCGGAGGCUUUCUCCAAACUUGAGCGCCCCGACGAAUCUUCGGUUGGUCUCUUAGACCUAAUACUCGAGAAACAUCAAGAUAAUUGCAAACCAACAAAAUAUGAGUAUACUCCUGAUGGUCUGGCGGCAUACGAUCUCAAGAAUCCGUCCGUAAGAAUACUAGUUCCCAUUUUCGCAUGCUUUCGAUGCCAUGAAACAAGCAAACAAAUGGCAGAAACUGUACAAAUCUUCGUUGAUAUAAUGAGAGUAUCUGGUGAUGACGUCGUAUUUGAUCUUCUACACGCGGCGAUUCUAUUGAAGUGUGAAGAGUCGAACAACUUGUUGCAUCUUUCCAAACAACACCGGUUGGAUUUUCGAUGGCAGUCGACGACAUUCUUCUACAAAAAACUUCCUCAAAUUAUUGAGCAUUUAGUUAGUUUUGGGAAGGUUACUGCGGAAGAUGUACAGAAGGGAAUGGAACGAGCGUUGAAUGAUUUGACAAUGCUAUUCGAUGUAGCCGAUAUAUCCUGGCAAAACGCUUCAUUUCUCACUGUUCUAAAUGCUCUUGAGCCUUUGAUUGGCUCAGAAGCUGCUAAUCCAUUACGUCAUCGUCGGCGGGAAUACAUGAGGAAAACUGCGAGUUUGACUGCUUUGGCGGAUUCUGAUGAGAAGUUGAUAGAGAAUACGGACAUUGAUAGGUUGCUCAAUGCUGUUAAACAAGUUAUGAAUCUUCAAUUCGGGCAAAAUGAAGAAUUCUAUCAGGAAUUCAUUCGAAAAGUGAACGGAGACGAUUGUGAGGAUUUCGAUGCAGUGAUGUCAAUUCUGAUAUCCGAAGGUAGACUUCUAGAAGUUGGAAAGGCAUUCGCAAUGAAAAGUAAACUCGCUCAAUAUCCAUCGGAACUCAGUCUUGAUGAGAGAAUUAAAAAAUUCGAUGAAACUUUCCUACUUCUUACGAGAAUCAUUGUAAAAUUUCCGGGUUUGUCUAUCGGCCUCUUGGUAAACGGUGGUCCCGGUGAAAUCUCAAUUGCUGAUUCGAUAUUCUAUAGAUGGUCGAUGUGGUAUGUGAAACGUGUUCCGAGAAAAGACAAAUCUGAAGAAAAAAGCGAAGAAGAAUUGGAGGCAAUGAGAAUACAAGCAAAGGUACUGAUAGAGGAAAUUAACAAAGAAGUUGGGAUAGAAGAGGAAAUAGAAGAGGAGGAAGAAGACAUUGAGCCAGAAGUGGUCAAGGAGAUGAAAGAAUCGGGCACGGAGAAAGAAAAAGAAGAAGAAGAAGAAGACGGAAAUAAGGAAACAAAAAACGAAACAGCAAACGAUGAAGAGAUGCCCGGUGAUGAACAGAAAACGGAAGAAAAAAUGGACACGUCUGAAACACCUGCUGAACCUCCAAUACAACAGCAAAGCACACCUGAAGAUCCGCCGAAAGUUGAAGAACCUGCAGAGAGGAUAAAUCAAGAAAAACCAGAGGAGAAACCAAAAGAGCCGUUAGAACCAACAUGGAAUGAAAUGAACUGUGCUCUUCCUAGAAUUUCGAGAAAGAAAGCUCGACGCUAUCUCGGACUGUUGAAACAGGGAAAUCCGUUCUGGUCAACUGACAACAAUAGUCUCAAUAUCGGGGCAAUAUUAGCGGCGCUUCCAAGUAUGGGGAAGUUGUUAAUAGAAGAACACAAUGAAGAAAAGCACCGAGUCGAUCGAAAAUCUGCGGAAGAGCAUAUGGCGAACAUCAUUCACGCAUUGGAGUCUAUGCCGUGUCUAUUCGUUUGUCUUGUUCAAUGGGUUGAUUGUGCACCUGCAUCUCCUGCGAGAACACUAUUAGCCAAGACAAUGAAAAACGCUCUCGAAAAACGUGUGUCGUCGUCGUCGGCUUCAAUUGCAGAUGAUACGAAUCUUCCAAAGUGGAGAUUCAUUCUAUCGACGUGCAACGAAAUGAUUCAUGAGCUCACAGAUCGAGUUCCUGUGUUCCCAGAUAUAACAUGCACUGCGUUCAGUGCAGCUAGACGAUUGUGUCCGUUUGUGACAAGAGAUGAGAUUCCCGAUUCGACGAAGCUGAAGCACGCCUGGUAUUACAUGUGCCAACAAUCGUGGACAAGUCCGCAUGCGCUUCGACUUCUGGAACAUGCAAACAUUCACAGUGAAUACAAUACGUGGAUUCAUCUCUACAUCACCAAGAUAGUGGGUGGCGGGUGUGGCGAAAUAAUGAAAGAUCAAGUUGAUAUGAUUUUCGGAAUGCUCAUGAUGGAUGAUCUCAACGUGAUCAUAAGAAUGCAUGAAAUUAUGAUGGACUUUUGGUUGAGUGAAGAAGCUGGCAACCUUCAGCUAGACGGUCGAUUCGACCCGUUGUCAAUGACUGCCGUUAUUCGAUUGAUGGCUAACGUUAUGCUCAUCUCUGAAUGGACUCUCGAUCGAUUGAUCAACGACGGACCUCCGCUAGUUGAAUUUGAUUUUACAUCAGCAAUGACACCAGAGCCAGAGGAUCCGUUACGUCGGGAGAAGUGGGUGUUCCUUCUCAGACAGAUGUUGGAUAGAACUGUUAAUCGAUUGUUCAAAAUUCUUCGGCAAGGCGUCCUCUGUACCGUUGUCAACACAAUCGUUCGGCUUAUCAAAGCUAUCGCUGGAUCGGCGGACUGUAAAGCCAAACGUCUUUUAAUAAAGCGAAUCCCUCCGGAGAUCGUCUUCCAACUGGCAUACAUCGAACCACAAUGUGCUGAUUAUGCUCUUAUGAAUGCUUACUGUGACCCAAAGAACGAGGAACACACUCGAACGAAAAUCAGAUUCCUGUGUGCACUGCGACGAUCCCAUAUAUUAUGA
Messenger RNA from Caenorhabditis briggsae, 3429 nucleotides. RefSeq names its product Protein CBR-LIN-25 (gene Cbr-lin-25). NCBI's taxonomy places the organism in Eukaryota, Metazoa, Nematoda, Chromadorea, Rhabditida, Rhabditidae. Bases 1 to 3429 code for a protein of 1142 amino acids. The transcript has 13 exons. The record is from RefSeq and is a predicted model, not a curated record.